ACAAUCCAAGUGCGCUCGUGUUCGUGAAUUUUCGGUUGAACAAACACAUGAGCAAAACGCAAGAGAAAAGCGAGCAAAAAUUAUAAAAAUAAUAAAAACAACAACUACAAACACACACAUACACACACAGGCACACGCACACUAAGACACAGCAUCGAGUACAUAGGCGAAGAGCCAGAGACGCAGCCACAGCAGGAAAAGUGAAAAUAUACGAAGAAAAGUUGCACAGAGCGGCAAACAUAUUUCAUAAGUUUACACACACUUGCACAGCCACAGAGACGGACACAAACACACACACACACCCACACACAUAUAGAGCCAUAUAAAACAUUGCCCGAAGUCAGUUAGAGCGAGUCCAAGUUGCUUGCGAGAGACGGAAACGGAUACGAGGGACACAAAGGCUAACGCACGACCUUUGGCACAGAGUUCAGCAGCUGCAGCAGAGGGCACGGACACGGACACGGACACGGGGACCGGGCACGGAGACAGGGCACAGGACACUGAGGCGAGGUCAACAAAUCAAUAGAAACAAAGCGCAGAGCGAGCGAGCAAUUGGCCACAAAAACAAUAUCAACAGCAGCCAGAGCUAAAAAGAGUAGCAAAAUUCAUUCACAAAUUAUGCUGGCCAUGUCGACUCUAAUGAUGCCCGCCCCAACUAUAGCCAUGGGGGCCCCGCAGAUCACGAUGGGCCCCCACAAGCCACCGGAAACGAAGCUGCUGGCCAUACAUCCAGCUGCAGCAGCCGCCGCUGCCGCUCAGCAACAGCAGCAGUCCGUGACGGCCGCCCAUCUGCAGCACAAUGGACAGCAGCAACAUGUCCAGCAGCAGCAGCAACAGCAGCAGCUGCAACAGCAAUCGUCAAAUCCACAGCAGCAACAUCAACAGCAGAUCCUGGGCAGCAACUCCAAGCCAGAACAGUUUCACAUCUUUGUGGGCGACUUGAGUGCUGAGAUCGAGACGCAGCAGCUGAAGGAUGCAUUCACACCAUUUGGAGAAAUAUCAGACUGCCGAGUUGUGCGCGAUCCGCAGACACUAAAAUCAAAGGGCUAUGGAUUCGUCAGCUUUGUCAAAAAAUCGGAAGCGGAAACCGCCAUCAAUGCCAUGAACGGCCAGUGGCUAGGCUCGCGUUCCAUACGCACAAAUUGGGCAACACGAAAACCGCCGGCCACCAAGGCAGACAUCAACGUGAAGCCUUUGACCUUUGACGAGGUAUACAACCAGAGCAGCCCCACCAACUGCACCGUGUAUUGUGGCGGCAUCAACGGCGCCCUCUCUGGCUUCCUAAACGAGGAGAUAUUGCAGAAGACAUUCUCGCCGUACGGCACCAUCCAGGAGAUACGCGUGUUCAAGGACAAAGGCUACGCAUUUGUGCGAUUCUCGACAAAAGAAGCCGCCACACACGCCAUCGUGGCCGUCAAUAAUACGGAGAUCAACCAGCAGCCGGUGAAGUGCGCGUGGGGCAAGGAGAGCGGCGAUCCGAAUCACAUGUCCGCAAUCGCCGGCCAGGCGCUGGCGCAAGGCUUUCCGUUCGGCUCGGCGGCCGCCGCAGCCGCAGCAGCUGCCGCCUAUGGGCAGCAAGUGGCCGGCUAUUGGUAUCCACCGGCACCCACAUAUCCCACUGCAGCACCGGCCAGCGCCCUGCAGCCGGGCCAGUUCCUGCAGGGCAUGCAGGGCUUCACCUACGGUCAAUUCGCGGGCUAUCAGCAGGCCAGCUACAUGGGCAUGGGCGUUCAGCUGCCGGGCACUUGGCAGAGUGUGCCGCCGCAGGCGCAGCUGACCAGCGCAGCGGCCGCUGCAGCGCCACAGAUCACGCAGAGCGUGGGCGGGGCUCUGCCCCAGGCGGCUGGUGUUGUUGCCUAUCCCAUGCAACAGUUUCAGGUCAGUCCGCAGCUGGCAGAGGACGAGUGGCUGGCACCCAGUUUGCUAGUGUAGCUGCCAUGAGCGGUGGCCAUGUAUCCCACACAGCAGCAGCAGCAGCACAGCAGCAGCAGCAACAACAGGAGCAGCCACCGUGCGGCGAUUAUGUGAAGGAGCCGCGUUUCCAGCUACA
Drosophila arizonae is the source of this 2050-nucleotide messenger RNA. RefSeq names its product cytotoxic granule associated RNA binding protein TIA1. Gene Ontology annotation, molecular function: RNA binding. The record is from RefSeq and is a predicted model, not a curated record. Lineage: Eukaryota; Metazoa; Arthropoda; Insecta; Diptera; Drosophilidae.